CUCCUCCCUCCUCCCCUGCCCCCUCCCCUGGGCGGCCCCUCCCGCGGCCGUCCGGCUGCCUGCUCAGUGCUCAGCUCGGGGCGGGCGCGGGGCGCGGGGCCGUUGGAGCCGCUCUGGGCGCCGGCACAGAUGUAUUUGGGGACAGCAAACAUGGAUGAGUUCUUUUCAUCAAAGAGUCUUCUAUGAAGAGACCCCAGUAGCGGCAGGCAGUUUGAGUGUCCUCCCAUCCCUGGAUCAGCAUGGCAGGUUUCAAGAGAGGGUAUGAUGGAAAAAUCGCUGGUUUGUACGACCUGGAUAAAACUCUGGGCAGAGGCCACUUUGCUGUGGUCAAACUUGCCAGGCAUGUUUUUACAGGGGAGAAAGUGGCCGUGAAGGUCAUUGACAAGACCAAGCUGGACACUCUGGCCACCGGUCACCUCUUCCAAGAAGUGCGCUGCAUGAAACUGGUGCAGCACCCUAACAUUGUGCGCCUCUACGAGGUCAUUGACACGCAGACCAAGCUCUACCUUAUCCUCGAGCUUGGAGAUGGAGGAGACAUGUUUGAUUACAUCAUGAAACAUGAAGAGGGUCUCAACGAAGACCUCGCCAAGAAGUACUUUGCCCAAAUAGUCCAUGCCAUCUCCUACUGCCAUAAACUCCACGUAGUACACAGAGACUUAAAGCCCGAGAACGUGGUUUUUUUUGAAAAACAAGGCCUCGUGAAGCUGACGGACUUUGGGUUCAGCAACAAGUUUCAGCCUGGAAAGAAGCUUACCACCAGCUGCGGUUCUCUGGCAUAUUCUGCCCCUGAAAUUCUGCUUGGGGAUGAGUACGAUGCUCCUGCUGUAGAUAUAUGGAGUCUGGGAGUCAUUCUUUUCAUGUUGGUGUGUGGACAGCCGCCCUUUCAAGAGGCAAAUGACAGUGAAACUCUGACAAUGAUCAUGGACUGCAAAUACACAGUACCUUCCCACGUGUCCAAAGAGUGUAAAGACCUGAUUACUCGGAUGCUGCAGAGGGACCCGAAGAGAAGAGCUUCUCUGGAGGAGAUCGAGACGCACCCCUGGCUCCAAGGUGUCGACCCGUCCCCGGCCACCAAAUAUAACAUCCCCCUUGUUUCAUACAAAAACCUUUCUGAGGAGGAGCACAACAGCAUCAUUCAGCGCAUGGUCCUCGGCGACAUUGCCGACCGAGAGAGCAUUGUUGAGGCCCUGGAGACCAACAAGUACAAUCACAUCACGGCCACCUACUUCCUGCUCGCCGAGAGGAUCCUGAGAGAAAAGCAGGAGAAGGAGAUCCAGACCAGGUCGGCCAGCCCCAGUAACAUCAAAGCCCAGUUCAGGCAGUCGUGGCCCACGAAAAUUGACGUUCCCCAGGACCUGGAAGAUGACCUCACUGCAUCCCCACUGUCUCACACACCCGUCCCCCAGUCGCCCGCACGCACGGCGGAGAAUGUUCUCAACGGCCACCGGAACAAGGCUCUCGGGGACUCUGCAGCCAAAAAGGAGGAGGCAACGGAGCUGACUGGGCCGCCGCUGUCCGUGGUGCCAUCGGCUAGUCUCAAGCCCACCACCAGCGGGCGCAAGUGCCUAUUCCGGGUGGAAGAGGAUGAGGAGGAGGACGAGGAGGACAAGAAGCCCGCCUCCCUCUCCACACAGGUGGUCUUGCGGCGCAAGCCCUCCGUCACCAACCGCCUGACCUCGCGCAAGAGUGCGCCAGUGCUGAACCAGAUCUUUGAGGAGGGCGAGUCGGACGACGAAUUCGACAUGGACGAGAACCUGCCACCCAAGCUGAGCCGGCUCAAGAUGAACAUCGCCUCACCGGGCACGGUGCACAAGCGCUAUCACCGCCGGAAGAGCCAGGGCCGCGGCUCGAGCUGCAGCAGCUCUGAGACCAGCGACGACGACUCAGAGAGCCGCCGGCGCCUGGACAAGGACAGCGGCUUCACCUACUCGUGGCACCGCCGGGACAGCAGCGAGGGGCCCCCGGGCAGCCAGGGCGACGGCGGCGGCCAGAGCCGACCAGCCAACGGCAGCCGUGGCCCGGACAAGGCCAGCCCCGACGGUGGUGGCCAGGGGGGUGGAGGCCCCUCGGGGGGUGCGGGGGGCGGCAGCACGGGCCCCUCGGGCAGCACGCGCCGCUGCGCCGGCCCCGGCGAGCUGGUAGAGAGCCUCAAGCUCAUGAGCCUGUGCCUGGGCGCGCAGAUCCGCGGUGGCGCCGGCUGCCUCCUGGACCCACAGAGCGCCUGGGCCCUGUCCAGCGUGCGCGUCCAGGAGAAAUCGGCCUGGAGGAUGUGUGUGGGCUCGGCCGGGCCGGCCCCCCCAGGGCCCCGCGUCAAGCUGUUCUCGGAGCGCAUGGUGGGCCCGGCCGAAGGGCUGGAACGGCUGAAGAGCAAGAACUUGAAAAACAGCGUCUUACAACUACCUCUGUGCGAAAAGACCAUCUCGGUGAACAUCCAGCGCGGCCCCAAGGAGGGCCUGCUGUGCGCCUCGGGGCCCGCCAGCUGCUGCCAGGUCAUCUGAGGGUCCGGGCCCUCCCCUGCUCUCCUCCCCUCUCUCCCCCUCCCCCCUUGCUGUUCAGAGCUGUGAACCCCCCCACCUUCUCUCACUGUACCCCUGUGGUUGUCUCAGACCUUGGGCUUCUGAGCAGUGAUGGCUUCUUUCUGUUUGUGUGCUCGGUGAGAUGACAAUGCAUGGUCUUUGUGCAUGCUGCUAGCCGCGACACUUUUUUUUCCGCUGAAUAGUCUUAUUUCAUGGUGUAAUUUCUACAUUUAUAAUUUUAAUACAAAGGUCCAGAUUAAAUUAAAAUAUGGAUCUGGAGCCUACAUGUAAAUGGAGCACUUAGAAAUUUCCUGUUCUGCACUUAUAAUCUAGAGAGAAACAUGCUUUUGUUCGUGAAAAUGUUCCUUCCUGUUCUGACCUUCUGUGAUACCAGAACCAUGGGCUACGUGGCCUCCACUCCUUUGUGUUUGAACUAGAACCAAAGCAAUAAUGUUGGGAUGCUGAGAACUCUGAGGGCCGGGCCAGGCUGCUCGAGGAAGGCCCGGCCACCCCGGUGAGCUCUGGCCUGCAUCUGGGCCGGCUGGAGCGGAAGAGAACCUGGGGCUGGCGGUAGCAAGCUCCCAGAGCGCUGGGCAGCUCCCCCCAGUGGUGUGUUCUAUUAGAGGCAGACAAUCUGAUUUUUUAAUACAAUGACGAUAAUCAAUGAAGUCUUAAGUAGAGCUAGAGAUUUGUCCCCAUGGAAGGGAAACUUGUGAAUUUGAGCCUCUCCCAGGGCUUCCCUUAAGAUGAGGUAACGCUUGUGGUCACUAGGCCCACAGGGUGCCGUUUCAGCAAGAAAUGAAAGGUUUAAACAGGGGUAUAUAUUUAUGUUGGAACAUUCGGACAGAAUUCUAUUUUUUUAAAUCCCUCUGACUCUCUGCAGUAGUUUGAAAAUAGUAUUGUCUUCUCUUCCAGUUCUUCUAUUCUUCCAUGUUCAACCUGCCCCCAAAAUGGGCUAAUUUGGACAUAAACCAACAUGGCGGGUGUGUGUGCAUACAAUACAUAUGUAUAUGUACACAUCCACACAGAUAAACACACACCCCAAGAUAGAGGAAAAAAACCCUCUUAUGUUUUUUCUUUGUGGGAAGCUUUCCUGUUUCACUCUCAUCUCCUUGCUAUAAUAACGGCAGUAAAAUCCUUCUUGCUUUUGACUCUUCUUUAAGACCACUUUGGGUGGUCCUUUUGUUCUAUAAGGUAGGGUAGAUUGCAGGUUCUUCUCUUCGCAAUGGGCAGGGGGCUCUUUGGGCUGUUCGCUGGGUCUCAGAAGCAGAGAUUGUGACCUUGGGGAUAGGUGGGGCCUGACAGGACUAGGGCCCAGGUGGGGAGGGGGGAGACAGACCAGCCGCCAUGUGUCCGGAGUGACCCAGCUCGCCCGGGUCUGGCGGAGAGUGGGCGGAGCACCAAAGAACAGAAGCGACUUUUCCUUGGGUCCUAGGGCUGUGGCCCCCUCUCCCGGUCAUGGAUCAUGUGACUGCUCCUGGAACGCAGUCUCCCUCCUUAACCAAGCAGACGGGGCUGCACACCUGGGUCUCCUUUCCGGUCCAGGCUCGCGCGUCAAGUGGCAGCGCACAUUCAGGGUGAAGGUUCUGUGUCCAACACCGUGAGAGUGGAUGUGAGGUUGGAUUUGGAGAAGGUGGGAUCUUCCCGAGGGCCAGCGGUGAAGUUGGGGGGCUCACGGAAGCGUGAGGCUGCCCUCGGAGGAGGAGAGACGCUUACUUCUAAAGGGCAUUGGCAAUAAACUCUUUGUUGCAGCUGUUUUUUCCAAGUAUUGUAAAUACUUUUUUCCUGUGAUUAUGUACAGCCUUGGAAUGGCACCUUUUAACUAACCCCCUAUGUAUUUGGUUUCCAACGGUUUUUAUAUUCAGAUGUAUAUAUAUAUAGAUGUGUAUAUAAAUAUAAAUAUAUAUAUAUAAAUAUAUAUAUUAUAUAUAUGGUGCUCACUUUAGAAACAGCAGUGUUGACCAUUUAUGCUGCAGAGCUGUGAGACAGCCUUAGUCGUUGUGGAUGGUUGGUGGAACCUCUGGGCGUUCAGAUGUCGGUCUGAGUGUUGUCUUUUAUCCAUUUGUUCCUAAGUGAAUGAUUGUGCAUGUGUCGUCUGUCCUGGGCUGUUGUCCCGUGAAAAAGAGGGAGAGAAUAACCAUUACAUUAAGAUAAUAUUGGACCAAACUAUGUACUUGCUCUAAACAGUUUCUUGUACCCCUUAACUUGUCUUUAAAAGUUGCAUAAGAGUUACAGUAGUGUAUAAAUUAAAUAUUGUGUGAAAACAAUUAGUCUUGUAUUUUUCUGUAUGUGUGUAUAUAUAAUUAUGUACCUCUAACAAUUCUAUCUGUAUUUAAAAGAUGUGACAAUCUUGACACAGAAUUUUAAGCAUAGUCGUGAAAAUGAACAGAUUUAGCAAAACAGAGAUGAAUUCAGGAUAACCCGCCAAGUAUGAAUUGUGAUGUGUUAAGAGGGUACAGGAAUACCAGCUGAUCUGGUCAGUGGCUUCCAGCUGUCUGAAUUUUUUCAUUGUGUAACAUUCACAGAUGUGUGACAGAAAUGGAAAAAAAAAAUCCAACUAAUAAAGUAACAUCUUGGUGUUCAGCACAUAAA
This is a messenger RNA of Sarcophilus harrisii (Tasmanian devil), 5108 nucleotides long. RefSeq names its product SNF related kinase (gene SNRK). Lineage: Eukaryota; Metazoa; Chordata; Mammalia; Dasyuromorphia; Dasyuridae. The record is from RefSeq and is a predicted model, not a curated record. Gene Ontology annotation, cellular component: cytoplasm. The transcript is spliced from 6 exons. Gene Ontology annotation, biological process: protein phosphorylation; intracellular signal transduction; microtubule cytoskeleton organization. The coding region runs from base 240 to 2498 and encodes 752 amino acids. Gene Ontology annotation, molecular function: tau-protein kinase activity; ATP binding; protein serine/threonine kinase activity.